Messenger RNA from Oryzias melastigma (Indian medaka), 1400 nucleotides. It is a transcript of the gene emc7b, whose product is annotated as ER membrane protein complex subunit 7. Gene Ontology annotation, cellular component: EMC complex. The coding region runs from base 1 to 720 and encodes 239 amino acids. The transcript has 5 exons. Gene Ontology annotation, molecular function: carbohydrate binding. Lineage: Eukaryota; Metazoa; Chordata; Actinopteri; Beloniformes; Adrianichthyidae. The record is from RefSeq and is a predicted model, not a curated record.
AUGUCGUUCGUGGAAAAAAUGUCGCUGUCGUGGCUCAUCGUGCUGGCUGCCAUCGUUGCGGUGCGGGGCUUCACAGACUCGGAUCCCGGGCCUGGCGCGGCCGCAGCGACGCCGCUCGGCGGAGAUCGGUUCAAAAUCGAAGGCAGAGCGAUCGUCCCCGGCGUGAAAGCACAGGACUGGGUGUCCACGGCCAGAGUCUUGGUGGACGGUGAAGACUACGUGGGAUUUUUAAGAACUGAUGGGGGGUUUUCAGUCAACGACGUUCCGUCGGGGUCAUACGUGGUCGAGGUGGUGACUCCCUCCUACAGGUUCGAGCCUGUACGAGUCGACAUCACAUCUAAAGGGAAGAUGAGAGCACGCAUGGUCAACUACAUCAAGACUUCAGAGGUGAUCCGUCAGCCGUACCCGCUGCAGAUAAGGUCCAGCGGGCCGCACAGCUACUUUAUGAAGAGGGAAACGUGGGGCUGGACGGACUUCCUCAUGAACCCCAUGGUUAUGAUGAUGGUUCUUCCUCUGCUGAUCAUCGUCCUGCUGCCCAAAGUGGUGAACACCAACGACCCGGAGAUGAGGAAGGAAAUGGAGCAGUCCAUGAACAUGCUGAACCCAAACCCGGAGCUUCCCGAUGUUUCAGAGCUCAUGACCAAGCUCUUCUCUGGUUCCAAAGGCUCCAGCAAAGCCAGCAGCAGUAAGGGGACUAGACCUGCAGUCAAGAGGAGGUAGUACUGCAGCGUCCCUCUGAGAGCUGCAGACCUACGCCAGACGAAGCCCCGCCCCCUUCGUACCACACCCCUCUGAGAGCUGCAGACCUCUGCCAGACGAAGCUCCACCCCCUUCGUACCACACCCCACUGAGAGCUGCAGACCUCUGCCAGACGAAGCCCCGCCCCUUCAUACCACACCCCUCUGAGAGCUGCAGACCUCUGCCAGACGAGGCCCCACCCCCUUCGUACCACAUCCCUCAGAGAGCUGCAGACCUCUGCCAGACGAGGCCCCGCCCCCUUCAUACCACAUCCCUCUGAGAGCUGCAGACCUCUGCCAGACGAGGCCCCGCCCCCUUCAUUCAGAUAUCUGCAGACUUCUGCGAAACAAAGCUCUGCCCCUUCAUUUAUUGUACAGAUCUUUUCAUUUGUUGAUGUUUUCAGCACAUCUUCAUUUCUAAUAUUGGAAAUGUUUUUCUUACUGCACUGAUAAAAAAAUAACUUCAUCUUCUUUUUCCAUAAAUUCUACUCUGCUGUGCUAAUCCUGCAUUUGUUUUUUUUAUUGCUGCUAAUCUGAAAGAGCAAACAAAUAUACAUAUGUAGAGGUUCGGUUUGUCCAUCUACGACUGUGAAUGAAAAUACAUUGAAAUUUAUGACAAAUUCUUAUUUAAAGCCUAGAUGAAUAAAUUGCAAUGGUAUAUGA